This is a messenger RNA of Egretta garzetta (little egret), 681 nucleotides long. It is a transcript of the gene DCDC1, whose product is annotated as doublecortin domain containing 1. The record is from RefSeq and is a predicted model, not a curated record. Gene Ontology annotation, biological process: regulation of mitotic cytokinesis; intracellular signal transduction. NCBI's taxonomy places the organism in Eukaryota, Metazoa, Chordata, Aves, Pelecaniformes, Ardeidae. Gene Ontology annotation, molecular function: microtubule binding.
AUGGUAUCAAGAAGGUCGAGACUUCAAGACUGUUGUACACAUCAAACAAAAUCAGUUCAGAGCUGUGAUGGAGUAUCAGACAUAGACAGCUACGAAUCAAGCGGUACAGACAAUUUCUGUCUUAUAUCACCAUCCAAGAGCAACAGAGCUGAAAGUGUUCCCACAGGUCAACGAAGACUAGGAUGGAGACCGUAUGUCACAAAGGUUCUUGCUGAACAUGUCCAGAGGGCAUUUGAAGUAUCCAAAGUUAUUAAACAGCAGCCAAAUGUAAUCAAAGUCAUAGCUUACAAAAAUGGCACAAGAAAUAUCUUUGCUAAAGUUUCUGUCUCCUUAAUUAAGCCACUGCUGGAGGAGCGCUCUGAAAAGCUGAAUCUGAACAUGGCUGCACGAUGAGUGUUCUUGGCAGACAGCACUGAAGCACUAGAACCUAAAGACAUACCCCAUGAUGCCGAUGUUUAUAUUUCAACUGGAGAGACCUUUUUAUAUCCAUUCAAAAAACUAAAAGACCAUCUGUCAUUAAUGAAGAAAGGAUCUUGGACAGUGAAUGGCCUGGUUCUUCAUAAUGGUGUCAAGUAAAAGAAAACCAAGCCUGUCAUUUCCAACUGCAUGUAGAAAAUUACUGAGGACACCUCUGACAGAAUUUUAGUGUUUAAGAACUGUACAGGGCAGGAUAACUAUUGA